CACUUCGCAUGUUCUUCCGAUCUCAGUCCGUUCUGCUUCUCCUUUCCUGAGUUUGACGGUCAUGGAUUGACCAUCAGAUUCAACCACAACCGUCAGAAGCCGUGAAGCCCCGAUCUCUAGCAAUAGGUAAUCCAAGCGAUUGCACCCUCGCCUCCGUCUCUUCAGCACUGCACGUGAUUCUUUCUCUCGCUUGUGGUUUAUCAGCUCAUGAAUGGAAAGUCUGCCCCAAAUGAUGGUGAGUCUGAAUCCCACUGAGGUGAACAAGUUGGAUGAUCAAGCGAAUACCGAAACGGGUCUACUCGCUCUCACAAAGCGGCAUCGACCCGAGUACAUAAGCAGCAACCCUUGCAAGACCCAGGACCAGGACACAGCUAUGGCCGAGAGAACUUGUGGAGCUGAAACAACUGUGCCGCCGGCACUCGAUCACCCAGGUGAGGCGAAAGUGAUAUCAUCUAAAACAAUGUUGCAUCAAGUUUGUUCUGCAAACAAGUGGAAGCUCCCUGAAUAUGAAUGGCGCUUGGAGCAAGGUCCUGCACACAUGACACUGUUUACCUGCAAGGUCAUUGUCGAGAUUCGGGUUGAAGAAGCCGCAUCCUCUACGUUCCUGGAGUGUUUUAGUAAUCCCAUGCCCCAAAAGAAAGCGGCAACAGAGCAUGCGAGUUCAGGAGCUAUCUGGUAUUUAAAGCAGCUUGGUUACUUCCCCCCUGAGGGAAAGGCUAAGAGUAAGAGAAGGAAGAAUAACCACAAGAAGCCGAAAACAGAGGGAGUGUACGACUCCACGAGCUAGUGGAAAUCUCAAGUGGGUUUCUUGCUAACUUCUAAAGAUUAAGUAGGCUUCUACCAAAAAAGAAAAAAAAAGAAGAAGAUUAAGUAGGCAUGUGUAAACUUGAAGAAUACAAAUAGCGUGUACAAACUACAAACAUGCACCGGAAAUCUCCCUGUAUCUCUGGGUCCUGUGCUUGCUAUCUCAAUAUGAACAGCGCGAUGUCAUGUUUUGUUAAAAUCUUUGCAUCAUAGAGGAUAAUGAUAUCCAGGGUGGUAAAAGUAUA
Linum tenue is the source of this 1049-nucleotide messenger RNA. NCBI's taxonomy places the organism in Eukaryota, Viridiplantae, Streptophyta, Magnoliopsida, Malpighiales, Linaceae. The record is from the annotation of a GenBank genome assembly.